AUGAUCACCGAAGAGCAAGCGAACCAACUCUACCACGAGCCCAAGAUAGGCAGCUUUGAAGCUCCAAAUGUCCACGACCAUAACACCGGCCAAACCUCGUCAGCUGUCUCAUCCACCGAAUCAAGUCCACAGCUCCGUCAAGGCGAGUGGAAGCCACAGCAUAAAUCUCGCCAGUAUAGCUUCGAUGCACAGGAGCAAAAACACAAGCUCCAGAGCAGAUUGACCGGUCUAGUGAAGGGGAAAGAAACGGGCUUCACAGAACGAGAGGGCCAUUGA
Molecule: messenger RNA, 276 nt
Organism: Trichophyton rubrum CBS 118892
Lineage: Eukaryota; Fungi; Ascomycota; Eurotiomycetes; Onygenales; Arthrodermataceae
Exons: 1
Coding region: 1-276 (91 amino acids)
Source: RefSeq, a predicted model, not a curated record